Molecule: messenger RNA, 363 nt
Organism: Cannabis sativa
Lineage: Eukaryota; Viridiplantae; Streptophyta; Magnoliopsida; Rosales; Cannabaceae
Exons: 1
Coding region: 1-363 (120 amino acids)
Molecular function (GO): acyltransferase activity, transferring groups other than amino-acyl groups
Source: RefSeq, a predicted model, not a curated record
AUGGUAACCAAUUAUUUGGAGAUCAAUAAUCGUCCUUAUAGGACCUCAGAUGUUGAUGACUUCCUCAAUAUUUAUGGUGGUGACGAUAGGGUGACAAGGUUCACUAUAUGGAACAGUUUCACUUCCAAUAAAGAAGCACUUUUCUACAUCAACACCUGUAUUCCCCACCCUUAUUGCAAAUCCAUAUGCAUCAAUGAAUGUUCAAUCGGAUUCAUGAUCAUCAUGCCCCGAGAUGGCGAUGACAAGUUUAGGGCUGAAGUUGGCUAUGUCUGGGCUGCUGAGCACUGGUGCCAAGGUAUAACAACUACAGCUCUAAAGAGGGCUAUUUCUAAUGGUUUUAGAGAGUUUCCAGAUUUGAUCUGA